AUGAAGAUGCAUAAAGAAAAUUCUGUGACGCACCUUCCGUCUGUGGAGCCUGACCCACACGUGUUCCACAUUGGUUGGUCUCUGGACUCCCACAGCACUCAGCUAGGCAGAGCACCUUUCUCCUGUGGCUACGAAGGCACUCAGAAGAAGUUCACCAAUAGCCUCUUUGAGAAAUCUGGAGACAAGUUUGCAGAGAAAGAUGUAACCGGCUGCUUUGUGGACUUUGAAUGUGGAAACGACAUGGAACUUUCCUUCACCAAAACUGGGAAGUGGAUAGGCACUGCCUUCCGAAUCCAGAAGGAAGCCUUAGGGGGUCAGGACCUCCACCCUCACGUCCUGGUGAAGAACUGUGCAGUGGCGUUCAACUUUGGGCAAUGGGCCAAGCCCUACUGUGCCGUCCUGCCAGGCUUCACCUUCAUCCGGCACCCUUCCCCAAGUGAGCACAACGCGGGCACCGUCGGACCAAAGAGCAAGGUGGAGUGUGAGAUUCUGAUGCUGACGGGCCUGUUGGCCGCCGGCAAAACCACAUGGGCCAUCAAAUGCGCAGCCUGCAGCCCCUUCAAGAAGCUCAACCUUCUGGGUGGCAGCGCCAUCGUGGAUGAGACGCAGGUAAUAGGCCUAGGCCUCAGUGGAACCACACGGGCCACUGCACAGUCCUGA
Messenger RNA from Rangifer tarandus platyrhynchus (Svalbard reindeer), 660 nucleotides. The record is from the annotation of a GenBank genome assembly. Lineage: Eukaryota; Metazoa; Chordata; Mammalia; Artiodactyla; Cervidae.